AUGUCUUAUCAAAUUGCCUACGACACGGCUCGCGCACCACCCCGCGGUGCUGCGCUUGUCGCAUUUAUGGAAGACUUCUACCGCACCAGCGACACAGAAUCCCUGCACGAGAAAUACGUCCAGCAAUUCACUGAAGAUGCGACGCUGAUCAUGGGAUCAAAGGAGGCUAAGGGCGCUAGUGCAAUUCUCCCACUUCGCCACGGUCUGUGGACACAUGUUGCUUCGCGCCGACACACACCGACGCGCAUCUACUUCGGCGGUGACGAUGAGAUCAUGCUCUAUGGUGGUGUGAACUAUAGACUCAAGGCAAACCCCGAUAACGAUGUGUAUGUGCCUUGGGCUGGACGGGUUGUCUUCGCGCCUCACAAAGAGGGUGAGGAUAUCAAGAUGCAAUUCUAUCAGGUCUAUCUGGACACUGCGGCUCAGUCAGGAAAGAAAUAA
This is a messenger RNA of Penicillium brevicompactum, 441 nucleotides long. RefSeq lists its product as uncharacterized. The record is from RefSeq and is a predicted model, not a curated record. The transcript has 3 exons. Lineage: Eukaryota; Fungi; Ascomycota; Eurotiomycetes; Eurotiales; Aspergillaceae. The coding region runs from base 1 to 441 and encodes 146 amino acids.